This is a messenger RNA of Triticum dicoccoides, 692 nucleotides long. Its product is annotated as RNA-binding protein FUS-like. The record is from RefSeq and is a predicted model, not a curated record. NCBI's taxonomy places the organism in Eukaryota, Viridiplantae, Streptophyta, Magnoliopsida, Poales, Poaceae. The transcript has 3 exons. Bases 90 to 692 code for a protein of 200 amino acids.
GAGUAGUACACAUGACCUUCGUUCUUUCAGUAUUUGGAGGCAGCAUUUGUUUUUCUUCCGUCAUCUGUUGAGCAGCAAAGCGAACAACCAUGAGGAAGGAGAUCAUCAUUCGGAUGUAUGUGAACUCGGAGAAAUACCAAACCAAAGCCAUGAAAGUGGCAGCUACGGCUACCGGGGUGGAGUCGGUGACGCUGGCCGGCGGCGACAAGAAUCUGCUGCUGGUGAUCGGCGACGACGUGGACUCCAACAAGCUGACCAAGAGCCUCAAGAAGAAGGUGGGCGCCGCGGAGAUCGUGGAGCUGAGGACGCUCGAUACGUUCGGCGCGUCGUCGCUCCCGCUCCCGGCGGGGACCAAGGGGGCAGUGGCGCCGGGGCGGUCGCCGUACAACGGCUCGCAGCACUACCAGUACGGCGCGGCGCCAGGCCCGUACGCUCACCACCACCACCCGUCGCCGCUGGCCGCGCAAGGCGGCUACGGUUACGGCUACGGUUACGGCAGCAGCUACUCGCGCGCGGUGGCGCGCAGCCACCCGGGCAACUACUCGCCGCUGGUCGAGAGGCACGACUACUACCCCAUGGAGCACUCCUCCUCCUCGUCCGGCGGUGGCGGUGGUGGUGGCGGCGGCGGCAGCACCAGCUACAGCUCGGUGCCUCGCCGCGAUAGUGGCUCCGGUGGCUGCUGCAUACAGUAG